AAAUAAAUAUCCCUGCUUCAUCGCCACCCAAACCUGACCUCUUCGUCCCCGAGAGGCCCGAAACAAGAUUAGAUAACCGAAAGGCCAGCUGCCCAGCCAAACCCCCGGUAACCGCCAUCGCCAAAUCGCCACCGUCAUGAUGUCUCCGACGGCCACCGCAACGGCCAUCUUCCUAUCCGCGGCGCCCUCCUCCUUCUCCACCCGUCGGCGGCGCAGCCGGCUCGCCGCCAUCUCCGCAUCCCUCUCGCCGUCCUCCUCCUCCGAGGAGCCGUUGCUGGUGCGCGCGGCGCGGGGCGAGGAUGGCCUACCACGCCCGCCGGCGUGGAUGAUGCGGCAGGCGGGGCGGUACAUGGCGGAGUACCAGGCGCUGGCCAAGCGCCACCCCUCGUUCCGGGAGCGGUCCGAGAACACGGACCUCAUCGUCGAGAUCACUCUGCAGCCCUGGCGCGCCUUCGCGCCCGACGGCGUCAUCCUGUUCUCGGACAUACUCACGCCGCUGCCGGCAAUCGGGGUGCCGUUCGAUAUCUCAGAUUCCAAGGGCCCGGUGAUCCAAUCGCCCGUGCGGUCCGAGGAACAGGUCAGGCAGCUCGUGCCCAUCGACCUCGAUAAGCUCCAUUUCGUCGGGGAGUCGCUCAGGAUUCUGCGAAAUGAGAUUGAUGGAAAAGCUGCUUUGCUAGGAUUUGUGGGGGCUCCAUGGACAAUUGCAACUUACGUUGUCGAAGGGGGGAUGACCAACACAUACACAAAUAUAAAGAGCAUGUGCCAUACUGCUCCAAAUGUCUUGAGGGGCCUUCUCUCACACCUUGCACAAGCAAUAUCUGAUUAUAUCAUUUACCAAGUAAACUCUGGUGCUCAGUGUAUACAGAUAUUUGAUUCAUGGGGUGGACAACUUCCACCUCAUGUGUGGGAGCAAUGGUCAAAACCAUAUAUCAAACAGAUUGUGAGUAGGAUUAAGAAAGAGUGCCCUCAUGUACCCCUUGUGUUGUAUAUAAAUGGAAAUGGAGGUUUACUUGAGCGCAUGAAGGAUACGGGAGUUGAUGUUAUUGGGCUUGACUGGACAGUGGACAUGGCUGAUGGAAGGAGGCGCCUUGGUAAUGGAAUUGGUGUACAAGGGAAUGUGGAUCCAGCAUUUCUAUUUUCACCGUUACCAGUAUUGACUGAUGAGAUUCAUAGGGUUGUGAAAUCAGCUGGUCCAAAAAGCCAUAUUCUUAAUUUGGGCCACGGUGUGCUACAAAAGACACCUGAAGAAGCUGUAGCACAUUUCUUUGAUGUCACUAGGAGCUUGAGAUAUGACACCCUUUUCCAAGGUUCAGUUGCUGGAGAAUUACAGGCUGUUGCAUGACAACGGCAGUGCCAUUCUCAUUUUAUCAAUUGUCUAUUUGAUCUAUUGUGUAUUAUCCUAGAUUCCUAGUGUUGUCUAGUUCAGUACCUUCUGCCUUGUAAUUGUAAGAGCCACGCGUUUUGGGAGAACCUGGAUAUUGUCGUUUGACAGCAAAUCGACGCCAUUUUUUAUUCAUUGCCUGCCAGUUUCAGUUA
Molecule: messenger RNA, 1536 nt
Organism: Panicum hallii
Lineage: Eukaryota; Viridiplantae; Streptophyta; Magnoliopsida; Poales; Poaceae
Product: uroporphyrinogen decarboxylase 1, chloroplastic
Exons: 5
Coding region: 137-1342 (401 amino acids)
Biological process (GO): porphyrin-containing compound biosynthetic process
Molecular function (GO): uroporphyrinogen decarboxylase activity
Source: RefSeq, a predicted model, not a curated record